UGGAUAAAUUUCUUUGCACCAUAUUUUAUUUUGAAUGUGCUACAUGUACUUGCUUAUUAUUACACAAGAUAAGAAAACGCUACUAAAAAAGAUUUGUACAAAGUAUGAGAGCUAUUGUCAAAUAAUCUUCAGUAGCCAAUAUAAAUUUAUUUGUUGGUGUUUUGUGUUAUGAAUGUACUAUAAAUGAAAUUUUACCUUGUUAACUUUAUGUUUAUACAAUAAGUUGGAGAUGGACACUAUUCAAAAGCUUGUUGAUUCAUGUAAAUAUGCACAAGCGAAAGAAAUAAUCAAAAAAGGUUUUAUGAAUAUCAAAGAACCAAUUGACGCUGUGUAUUUGAAGAUGGUUGCUAAUUUUUUAGAAAUCAAACAAACCUUUUUUCAGGAACUGGAACACAAAAAUUUACUACAACUUACGAACAUCCAAGCAAGUAUAGAAAACUAUACCACUUUGGGAAAAGAAAUAGCAGAUUUCAAAAUAAGUGAAGAGAUGCUGAAAAUAGAAUGUACCUGCUUAACGAAUCUAAUUUCACUCAUUAACGCAACAGACACAUGUGAAAAUCAAAACAAAACUCUUUUGCAUAUGUUGUACCAACAUUUGAAAAAACUUUGCAUCAUGUUUUGGAACAGCACAUCUGAUAUUCCAUGUUUAUUUGUUGACAAUGAAUGUAAUAAUUUAAAACGCACAGUCGAACUCCUGCAAUAUGUUUUAAAUCAAAUUGCUGGAACAUUCAGAGAUCAUUGGUUAAUCAUGCACUACUUUUCAUUGUCCAUCGAUAUUUUGUUCUGGUUGAUUAAAUCUCAUAAAUCAGUUGAUCUUCAAAGCUCUCUUAUCCAUUGUAUAACAUGUUUACUUCAUUUGAAAAGUGAUAUCUUUCAGAAUAAUGAUUGUGAGGGGCGUGGCUUGGAUUUUUGUUUUAACCGAAGAUCGUUUAAAGUUUUCAAACGAGAUUUUGCUUCUAUUAAGCUCUUGUGUAAGGUGGUUUCAAAGUAUAGCUUAAAUGGUGAGGAUGUUUACCAAAACAGCCAAACCAAGGACGUUUAUCACCAGAUUAAUAACUUGGCAUUCACCAUUGAAGGAAUUCGUCUAUUUCAAAAUUGCGAUUAUGCUGCAUGUUGUCAGCACAUCGAAGAAGUCUGUCAAUCCACUGUCGCUACAUCACAGCUUUCUGGGUUCCAGUUAACGUUGAUCAAAAACAUUAAAAAAAUUUCCCAAUUAAAACUGGGAAGAAGCGCGUCCUUCAGCGACUCUCCAUUAAGUUCUAUUGUUUUAAAGAACUUCGCGAAUCUUCUCAAUCAAGCUGGUCUGUGUUUUAUGCAAAAGGAAGACGACAGAAGCAUCGAGUUACUGUACAAGUUAUUAGAGAUGAUACAUAAAUUGAAUGAAAAGAUUUAUGUGGUGUCCAACUUUGAAUAUAACGUGGAUGAGUUUUUGAAAUGUCACACUGAACUUGGAGUUCGUCUACCCACAAAUCAUUGCAACUGGAUAUUUUUCGCGUACCUAAAUUUGCCUCCAUUGGCAUACAUAUUGAACAAGUUAUCGAUUUUGCUGUUUCGACAGAAAAGGUACGAAGAAUUGAACCAAAUCAUGAAGAAAUUUGUUUACGAAGUGGAAAAAAAUCCAACUUCCAACGGAGAAAGCGUCGAUUGUAUUUACAGAAUGUAUUGUAGCUCUUUAUUAAAAUCGUCUCGCUUCAACAAAGCGCAAGAACUAAUUGUUGAUAUGCAAGAAAAAGGAUAUUUUUGGGCGUGGCAUCUGCUAUAUCUAGCUGAAGUAUUGAGACAACAGAAGAAUUAUAAGGAGAGUAUAGAACAGUUACAAAGACUACUUAACGAGCUUGACAAAAAGGACAAUGUUGUGAAAGAUGAAAAUAAUAAUGGUUGUACAUGGAGUCUAUUGGAUGUUGUCAACUUUAAAGAAAUUAAAACGUAUCAUGCUUACAACAACAUGGCGGUUGCUUGCAUUGAACAAGGUGUGGUUGACGACGCAUUGAUGUAUUUAAAGAUGGCUAUACAGGAAUGUCGCAAGUUAAGAACGGAUGUCAUUACGGAAGUGGUUUACAACUAUUGCAAAUGGUUGCACGAAAACAAAGCAGAGAAUAUUGCAGUUAUGAACUGGAACGCUUUUUAUAAUACGAAAUCCGUCACGAAUUUUAAUGAGACUUACAAGAUAUUUCUUUGACAAUAUUGGAGAAAACCUUGCACAUACCACGACAAACGCGCUUUGAGAAACAAUCCCUUUUUUGUCUCGAAAUCCAAGAGAUUUUUUUGUCCAAUUUAUCAGUAAUAUUUAGUAAAAAAAUAGAUGUGAAAGGAAACCAUGGAAGUCCUGCUCUACACCGCGACAAAACUGCAGAAAUAACUUGAAUAAGCGAGACUUCCAAAGAAAAAGUUGCUAGCUAAACUUGAAAAAGAAAGACGUUAAAAAAUGCUCUGGGAAUUGAACUAGCUAAAGAAACAACAUAGACAUGUAAAUAAUCUUUUUAGCAAAAAAAAAAACCCAGCUAUUUAAAA
Messenger RNA from Hydractinia symbiolongicarpus, 2511 nucleotides. RefSeq lists its product as uncharacterized. NCBI's taxonomy places the organism in Eukaryota, Metazoa, Cnidaria, Hydrozoa, Anthoathecata, Hydractiniidae. The record is from RefSeq and is a predicted model, not a curated record. The transcript is spliced from 20 exons. The coding region runs from base 230 to 2179 and encodes 649 amino acids. Gene Ontology annotation, molecular function: protein binding.